GAGGUUCGUAUUCCGCAGGCGAAACAAACACUAAACUACCAACUAAUUUAUUUGUACUACUAGAUGAGAGAGAAAGAGAGAAGAAAUAAAAUUGAUACUUUUAUUUGAAAAUUGCAACACCUUAAAUUCUGAUCCCCCACCAAAUCCCUGUUUUUCAAAAAUCAAAAACAUUAAUUUUUGAUCCAUUUUUAUCUCUCUCUCUCUUUUCCCCAGAUCGCCGAGAAUUAUCAGCAGAAGAAAUGGUUGGUUAUGGAAUGAUCCCAAAGGACACAGUUUCCUUCAAUGUUGGCGGUAAAAUCUUCGAAACUACCUCAACUACCCUUGCCAAUGCUGGCCGCAAUUCCUAUUUCGGAGCUCUUUUUGAUGAUCAUUGGAAUCUUCACCUUCCACAAUCACAAUCACAAUCACAAUCACAAUCACAAAUCUUCAUUGAUCGAAACCCUGAAUGCUUCGGUGUAUUGCUGGACCUUCUCCGUACUGGUGAGCUUUACGUCCUCCCAAACCUCCCGGAGAAGCUUCUUUUCCGAGAGGCUCAAUUCUACGGUCUCUAUGACCAAGUUCGUGCUGCCAAGUGGGGCCCCUUUGACGGUAACUGCCUCCGCCUAACCAGUUCUAUCACAGGCCGAGCUCCUGGUGAUGGUACUGCAAUUCGGGCUGGCCCAGAUGGAGGGUGCUGUGUUGCACAUGGCUGCAUGGUCCAUGUCUAUGAUUGGAUGCUGGAGGAGCAUCGUCCCUUGCAUUUGGAUUACCAGAUUGUCAACGACGUUGGGUGGUUAGAUGCUAAUCAUAUUGUAGUCAGCGCUUGCGAGAGGCUUGGCCGUGGUGACGGUGGUAUGGGCCUCUUCAACGCCUCUAAUGGUGAGCUGCGUCAUAAAUUCCAAGUUCAACAUGAGAAUCAAAUCAAGAGUUUUACAGCAGGUGCCUUGGCCUCCAGCUCCAAGAUGAUCUACUCCAGCUGCAAGGGGAGGAGCAAUGAAUACGGCAUUGGGGUAUGGGAUCAAGAGACAGGACAGCAGGUGGAUUUCUUCUAUGAACCCUUAGGAUGGUCUCUUGGGGAUGCAGACAGGUUGCAGUGGCUCCCAGCUUCAAACUGCCUUCUUGUAUCCACCCUUUUUCCUAGAAAAGACAACUGUUAUAUCAGCUUAUUAGAUUUUAGAGCUAAAUCCAUGGUAUGGUCCUGGUCUGAUAUAGGGGCAGCUGGUCCUAAUCCCAUUUUGGUAGAUGACAAGCGUGUCAGAGAUGCCAUCGCAAUGGAGGAAUCGAGCUCCAUAUGUGUGGUAAAUGAGUUUGAGGAUUUGGGGUUUAUAGACCUCAGAAGCUCGGCUUCUAGUGUAAGGUGGAGCUCUAGAAGCCGGUUGGUUAAUGUUAUGAAAGCCAAUAAGAGGAUGCAACAUGCAGAGGAUGAACCUUGCUAUCCUAAGCUCGCCUUUCACAACUCACAGCUAUUCUCUUCCAUGAAUGAUUCAAUUUCUGUAUUCUCAGGCCCUGAUUGGGUAUUGACCUCCAGGCUUAGGCGAGGGUACGGGGGUCCUAUUUGUGACUUCUCCAUCGCUGGGGAUCGUCUCUUUGCCCUCCACAGUGAAGAAAAUGUCUUUGAUGUCUGGGAGGCCCCUCCUUCCCCUCCCACAUUUUAGUACUCCAUGAUUAUUAUACUAACAUCACAUACAAUUGUACUUGAUUUGUGUGUAUAUAUAUAUGUAUGGAUCUUAUAGUGUCGUUCUGUUUCUCCUCCCAAACAUCUGUAACUUGAUUCAGCAGCUCGUUUCUGAGUCUGUACACCUGCUGCUUGUAGUUUAAGCUAAACUAGGACAUUUUUAGGGAGAUAUUAGCAGCAAAGCUAUACUAUAGCUUCAGAAUUCUGUUAGCCAAAACACACUAAUGUACUAAUUUGUACAUAAUUUGUUCUUUAUUGAGCUCAUUCUAUGGCGUUUUCAUGAAA
Messenger RNA from Spinacia oleracea (spinach), 1939 nucleotides. RefSeq names its product BTB/POZ domain-containing protein At2g24240. Gene Ontology annotation, biological process: protein homooligomerization. The coding region runs from base 240 to 1634 and encodes 464 amino acids. The transcript has a single exon. NCBI's taxonomy places the organism in Eukaryota, Viridiplantae, Streptophyta, Magnoliopsida, Caryophyllales, Amaranthaceae. The record is from RefSeq and is a predicted model, not a curated record. Gene Ontology annotation, molecular function: protein binding.